UAGCGGAGGCGGUGCCGUAUACGCAGCUGAAGUCGCAGCAUGGCGCCUCAGCUGUCAGACAGUUCACCAUCGGCGUUCCUCCAGAAGGAGCUGCCCAAAAUCUACGACGAGGUCAGAAUGCAUAACCGAGAGUCUUCGGGCCAGCUUCUGAAGAGAUUUCAGGCGUCGUUCUUCACCGGCCGGAAAGAAGACGGCGAAUCCAAGGAGCAGUAUCUGGACAUCGGUUGCGGCCCGGGCAACUUCACUUGUAACUACUUGUUGCCACUCUGCCCGGCGUCGAUGAGAAGACUAGUAGCGGUGGACAACUCGUACCCCAUGAUUGAUUACGCUAGGCGAGAACACGGUCACCCGAGAAUCGAACACCGGAUGCUGGAUAUUGCAAUCGAUGACGAGGUGUCUCAAUUCAUCGAAACCGAAGGACAGUUCGAUCGCGUCUAUUCCUUCCUGACCUUUCACUGGAUACACGACAAAAGUGCCGCGCUGAGGAACGUCGAACGCUUGUUGACCGCCGGUGGCGAGUGCCUGAUCGUCUUCAAUCCUCAUCCUGGACCGCUACAGCUUUCCAAAGCAAUGAUAAACUCGGAGAGAUGGAAGGAAUACAGUGACGUGCUGAAGAAAGUUGGGCCAGAGUUUCCCGACACCCACGACCCAGUGUACCUGAGGAACUACCUUAUGGACAUCGUGAGAUCAACCAGCCUUGUGCCUCUGUCGUGCGAAGUGGUGCGCGUGGAGGCCACGAGUUCUAGUAUGGACGAUAUCGCACGCCUAUUUCUGCACACCAACCCCGUCUACUCGCUUCUGGGAAAAGAAGGAAAAGCAGAGUUGGAGAAUUUCCUCAAGGAACUUCUGAAACAAGGACAUUGCUCGAACUAUUCAUGCACAGGGACAACUCGGGAGCUGAGAUUCGUGUUUCACGGACUAUAAGCCGUAGCAUAGUGAGCUUCAAUCCACCAGCUCCUGCAAAAGCGUAACCUUACAUCUGCUUCAAGACCUUCAAUAUACCAACAGGAAGCGCUUAUAAAAUGAUUCGGCGCUUGAAGUAUUACAAUAUGAAGCUCAAUUUACUGCCGUACAGGCAAAUUUGUGCUUUCUGCUGUUGUGUUUUCAUUUGCCUAAAUGUGAAUUCAAGACAU
Molecule: messenger RNA, 1133 nt
Organism: Rhipicephalus sanguineus (brown dog tick)
Lineage: Eukaryota; Metazoa; Arthropoda; Arachnida; Ixodida; Ixodidae
Product: juvenile hormone acid O-methyltransferase-like
Exons: 3
Coding region: 40-924 (294 amino acids)
Molecular function (GO): S-adenosylmethionine-dependent methyltransferase activity
Source: RefSeq, a predicted model, not a curated record